GAAAGAGCUCGUGUGUGAUGUGUUUGUGUAUCUUCGGUGUUUUUCUCUCUUGAGUGUUUUAUUGAAUGUAAACACCGUCUUGUGUUGAGAUGUUGAUGAUGAGAGAUGAGAUGGAUGUGAUGUGCUGUAAAUCAGUAGGAACUGAUCUGUCUAUGCUGGAUAUUGAGGAUUUCAUCACAGAAAUCUCUCAGCUGAAGAAAGAGGUGGCGUUACUGGAGACAAAGCUGAGGUUAAGAGGAGAUGAAGGACUGAAGAGAGAGGAUGUGGAUUGUUGUGAAUCUUCAGUGUAUUUGACUGAUGGACGUCUGGAUUCAGUGUGGAUGAGCAGAGAUCAGAGCCGCACACCACAGCCACUGCUGGACUCUAAACUCUCUGAAGAGAAAUCCAGACACACACAGAACUCAGAGCUCAGUCUCACUUUACUCGAUUAUACUGAGUCAAAGCUCACAGACACUCAGGACACUACAGUGUGUGACAGUAAACAGAGCUUACAGGAGGAUCAAACCUCCACAGAGUCUCUGGAUUUUGUCUGUAACGCUGGAGAACAUCAACAGAUCCUGCAGACCACAAUGAAGAUGUGUUCAGUUAAACUGGAGGACUGUGGGAACCUGAUGGUGGAGAUAAAAACAGAACCCACAGCAGAUGAAUAUAAAGAUAAACAUAGUGAUGGUCAGGAGUUUAUUAUCUCAGACGUGAAGAGUGAAUCAUGUUGUGAUGGAGAAAUAACGUCCUCAACAUCAGAAGAGCGACUGAAAGCACAAACUCAAGAGAAGAAACUUCAUUCAGAAGAGCAAAGAGAGACGAAGAAGAAGCCGUUUAACUGUGAACAAUGUGGGAAGGAUUUUGAUUUCUUAUUUCAGCUGAAAAGCCACAUGAAGGGACACAGUGGUGAAAAACCUUUCCACUGCAAUGAUUGUGACAAUUACUACGGCAGCAAAAAAAGUCUUAGUUUGCAUAAGAGAAUUCACAAAGAGAAACCGUAUGAGUGUCCUCACUGUGACAAGACAUUCAACUACCAAUCCAAUAUGAAGAAACAUGUGCGUUUACACACCAGUGAGAGACCGUAUCAGUGCAGUCAAUGUGGAAAAACCUUCACACAGUCAUGCACUUUAAAGUCACACGAAAAAACACAUGAGAGAGUUCACACAGGAGAGAAACGUUAUGUCUGCAGUGUUUGUGGGAAGAGUUUUAAUCAGCAUAAAAAUUUAGUGAAACACCAGAGAACUCAUACAGGUGAAAAACCUUACAAAUGUUCUCAGUGUGACAAGACGUUUACUCAGUCAGGUUACUUAAAAAUCCAUGAGAGAAUUCACACUGGAGAGAGACCUUAUCACUGCAGUGUUUGUGGGAUGAGUUUUAAACAACGUGAACAUUUAGUGACACACCAGAGAACUCAUACAGGUGAAAAACCUUUCAAAUGCUCUCAGUGUGACAAGACGUUUACUCGUUCAAGUUCCUCAAAAAUCCACGAGAGGAUUCACACAGGAGAGAAACCUCACCACUGCAGUGUUUGUGGGAAGAGUUUUAAUCAGCAUAAAAAUUUAGUGAGACACCAGAGAACUCAUACAGGUAAAAAACCUUACAAAUGCUCUCAGUGUGACAAGACAUUUACUACAUCAAGAUCCUUAAAAGUCCACGAGAGAAUUCAUUCUGGAGAAAAACCUUAUGCCUGCUCUCAGUGUGGUAAGAGCUUCUCUAAUCCAGGUUCUUUGAGUGUUCAUCAGAGAGUUCACACUGGAGCGAAGAAACCUCAUCACUGCAGUGUUUGUGGGAAGAGUUUUAAUCGGCGUCAAAGUUUAGUGAGACACCAGAGAACUCAUACAGGUGAAAAACCUUACAAAUGCUCUCAAUGUGAGAAGACGUUUACUACAUCAAGAUCCUUAAAAGUACACGAUAGACUUCACACUGGAGUUAAACCUUACGUCUGCUCUUACUGUGGAAAAAGCUUCUUUGAUCCAUCUAAUUUCAGUGUUCAUCAGAGAGUUCACACUGGAGCGAAGAAACCUCAUCACUGCAGUAUUUGUGGGAAGAGUUUUAAUCGGCGUCAAUGUUUAAUGAGACACCAGAGAACUCAUACAGGUGAAAAACCUUACAAAUGCUCUCAAUGUGACAAGACGUUUGCUUGGUUGGGUUCCUUUAAAAACCAUGAGAGACUUCAUUCUUCAUCUUCUCUGAUCAAUCUCAUUUCAUAGUUUAUUAAAGAGUUCACACGAGAGCGAAACUUUACCUGUGCAGUGUUUGUGAGAAGAGUUUUAAAGGAGUCGUAUGACCCGAUUUCAGGUUUUCCUUUGUUUUUAGAAUGUUAAAAGAUUUCUGUGCAUAAAGAAGAUCUAUAAACUUGCAAAGUUAAAGUUUUAAUCCCAAAAAGAUCUUCUUUUUAAAAGUGAAGCCUCACCAACGCCUUCAUAAGCGGCUUGUUCAAACACACCCCUACAGUUGGACGUCAUACUGAAAUUUGCAUAACACCGCCCUAAUGUACACGCAAAGAUAGAGGCUGUAAGGUUCAUUCACAUUGUAGUAUUGUUGCCAGGUCCGGUUCUAGAUAUUUGGAGCCCCCCCCACACCCCUCUAAUUUUCAGAAUAAUCUGAGAAGUGUUUUUGUACCCUGUAAGAGAUCAUUUAAGCACUACAGUGAUUAAACAUGUUUUCCCCAUUACUUUUCUGUUUUAUCAAGUCAACAAAUUAAAUGUAUGUAAAAAUUUGAUAUAUAAACACUAAGACAAGAAAUUUGUAAAUAAAUGAUCUAUCAAACUGUUAGGAGCAAUAUUAUGAAGCUACAGACCCCCGCCCAGAGACCCGUAUUCUCAGAGCCCUCGUUUUUCGAGACAGCUUGACAAGAAACGUGAGUAUCGUCAGUUUCAUUAAGCGAAUCAUACUCUUUCGAAUUGUUUUUUAAUCAAACUACUUUAGCCCAUCGAUACAAUAGUAAAUUUAAUAUUUGUAAAGAUAGAUUGUAACAAAAUUUGAGCAGAUAAUGUAUGUUUUUCGCCUUUUUUCCCCGAAAAUGUUUAAAUACGUUAGCUUUUAACCUUAGACUUUUUGUAGACAAGCCAUUGUAAAAAUUCGAUUACAAUUAGUUGACAUUAAAGUAGACCAAUUAAAUACAUUAAGGGGCGGUUUUUCGGACAGGGAUUAACUAAAAUAAAUAUAAGAGCUGCCCAAACUGAAAACAACUUGCACUGACAUGUAUUAAAAUACAUCAGUGGCUAUUGCUUGGCCUCAAAAUGUAUACAAGUAGACUAAUGCUUUUAAUAAGGCAUGUUUGAUCAAACUAGUUAUAUUUUCUAAUUAAACUAAGGCCUACCCUGCUAAAAAAACAGCAAGACCAGCAUAUGUUAUGUUUUGGUGCUGGUUUGCUAGUGAACACCAGCUAAACCAGCAUCAGCACCAGCAUUAGCACCAGCUAAACCAGCACCAAACCAGCAUCCCAUGCUGGUCAUACCAGCAAGACCAGCAUAUUUUGUGUUUUGGUGCUGCUAUGCUGGUGACCACCAGCUAAACCAGCAUAGACCAGUAUAAUUCCCAUGCUGGUUUUGAUGCUGUUCUUUUCAGCAGGGUAGUGACUAGUAGUCCUGUCUUAAACUAAUCUCUGUUCGGGAAACCACCCCAAAGUGUGUUAAUAUCAAAGAAUGUCAUCAUUAAUUAUUUAAUCAGAUUUACAGUUUGACCUUUUUUUAAUUACCGGACCUUUUCUCCUAAAACUAUACAUUUAUUUAAUUAAUG
Messenger RNA from Paramisgurnus dabryanus, 3723 nucleotides. NCBI's taxonomy places the organism in Eukaryota, Metazoa, Chordata, Actinopteri, Cypriniformes, Cobitidae. The record is from RefSeq and is a predicted model, not a curated record.